Molecule: messenger RNA, 2316 nt
Organism: Erigeron canadensis
Lineage: Eukaryota; Viridiplantae; Streptophyta; Magnoliopsida; Asterales; Asteraceae
Product: xyloglucan galactosyltransferase MUR3
Exons: 1
Coding region: 140-2014 (624 amino acids)
Molecular function (GO): glycosyltransferase activity
Source: RefSeq, a predicted model, not a curated record
UCUGUUUGUCAUAUCUUUUUACCUGAUUUAAUCAGACUUUAUACACACACAUAUACAUAUAUAUAUCUAUAUAUAUAUACAUGUAAUUAUUAUGUUAAGUUUAAUAAGUUAGAAAGAAUACAUAGAAUCUGUGUAUGUAAUGAGACGGCGUUCACCGGUGAAUAUAUCAUCAGAUCAAAUGGAAAAAGGAAAUAAUAAUAAAUCACAAAAAUCUCGUGUUUGUGUGUUAGGUUUUCUCUGUGUGUUAUUUUGGGGAUUUUUAUUAUAUUUUCAUUUUAUUAUAAUUGGUGGUAGAUCUCUUCAACUUAAUAGCUCUGUUUCGUAUGAUUCCGUAACUCCGGAAGCUAUUCCGGUUGUUCGUCGUCCCAUCGAGACUAGUUUGCCUGUAGUUGAACAGCCCGAUACUGAUAAGCCCGAACCGGAUCGUCCGGUUGAACAUAGUAAUGACAUGAAUAAGGUAUUUGGUGAUAAAUUAGAUAAUGUAGUUGAACCUACACUAGAUCAAGUUGAUAAGACGGAUGUAGAUAGGACGGAAGUUGAUAAAACGGACGUAGAUAGGAGGGAAGUUGAGCGUUUUCCGUUUAUGAAGGCAAUGAGGACGGUAGAGAAUAAGAGUGAUCCGUGUGGAGGGAGAUAUGUUUAUGUACAUGAUCUUCCUUCUAGGUUUAAUGAGGAUAUGCUUAAGCAAUGUAGGAGUUUAAGUAAAUGGACGAAUAUGUGUAAGUUCACGACGAAUGCUGGACUUGGACCGCCAUUGGAGAAUACUGAAGGGGUGUUUUCGGAUAAUGGAUGGUAUGCAACGAAUCAGUUUGCGGUGGAUGUUAUUUUUAGUAAUAGGAUGAAGCAGUAUGAGUGUUUGACUAAUGAUUCUUCGCUUGCUGCGGCUAUAUUUGUGCCUUUUUAUGCGGGGUUUGAUAUUGCUCGGUAUCUUUGGGGGUAUAAUAUAUCUAUGAGGGAUGCUGCGUCUCUUGAUCUUGUUGAUUGGUUGCAGAAGAGACCCGAGUGGGGGAUAAUGGGAGGCAAGGAUCAUUUUCUUGUUGCGGGUAGGAUCACGUGGGAUUUUAGGAGAUUGAGUGAAGAGGAAACGGAUUGGGGGAGUAAGCUUUUGUUUCUGCCGGCUGCUAAAAACAUGUCCAUGCUUGUGGUGGAAUCUAGUCCGUGGAAUGCGAAUGAUUUUGCCAUUCCUUAUCCUACUUAUUUUCAUCCGUCAAAGGAUGCUGAGGUGUUUGCGUGGCAGGAUCGGAUGAUGAACUUAGAUAGGAAAUGGCUGUUCUGUUUUGCUGGGGCACCUCGUCCUGAUAAUCCGAAAUCAAUUAGGGGUCAGCUUAUUGAUCAGUGCAAAAGUUCAAGUGUUGGAAAGCUUUUAGAAUGUGAUCUUGGUGAGAGCAAGUGUCAUUCCCCUAGUAGUAUAAUGCAGAUGUUCCAGAGCUCAGUUUUCUGUCUUCAACCACAAGGUGAUUCAUAUACAAGAAGAUCAGCGUUUGACUCAAUGUUGGCUGGUUGCAUUCCGGUCUUUUUUCAUCCUGGUUCUGCGUACACACAAUAUACAUGGCAUCUCCCAAAAAAUUACACAAUGUAUUCUGUGUUUAUCCCAGAGGAUGAUCUUCGUAAGAAGAAUAUAAGUUUAGAAGAACGACUAGGUCAAAUCCCGCCGGAACAGGUCAAGAAGAUGAGAGAGGAGGUCAUAAAUUUGAUCCCAAGGCUGAUAUAUGCAGACCCUCGUUCAAAACUACACUCUCACAAAGAUGCAUUUGAUGUAUCUGUUCAAGCAAUUAUCAACAAGGUGACAAGAUUGAGGAAAGACAUCAUUGAAGGUCGCACUGAUGAAGAUUUCAUUGAAGAAUUAAGUUGGAAGUAUGCUUUAUUAGAUGAAGGCGAGUAUGUGGGCGUUCAUGAAUGGGAUCCCUUUUUCUCUAAACCAAAACCGAAUGAUGGAAACAAUGAUCCAGAUGGUUCUGCAGCAGCAGAAGCAGCAAAGAAUUCUUGGAAAAACGAGCAAAGAGACCACUCAUGACCAACUUCCACUGCGUUGAGCAGCACAAAAAUGUGACGGAGGUACGUUGGUUUAAAAAUUUAAAUGUCGUUGAUACAUGAUACUCAUAUUAGAGUUUACUAUGUAGUUUGUUGUCUGCCCAUUCAGUGCUUGAAGCAGGAAGCAGAGAAACCAUAAUUUUGCUACUAAUAUAUAGUUUUUUAUUGUCUGAUUUUUGAUUCUUUGUAAUGAUAUUCAUAUACACAUUCUGUUACACGAACUCUCGAUUCUCUUACAUAUCACUUAAACAAGAAUGCCAAAGUAAAAAGGUUUACUUUUUUUAA